AUGGACGAAGACGACGGUUUGUUGUUAAAUUUUGCAGUUCCGGAUGUUUCGGUGUCACUGGGCUCGAACAAAAGAACAACUUCCAAAGUUACCGGUGGAAAAUGGAAAGAUCGUCGUAAACUUCAGCUCUCAUUACAAGGAAGAGGAAGAAACCAAAAGAAAGACAGAUCUGCCACCGGAAAAGACGAUGGAAAAAAACACGAAAAUGAUGAAUCAAAUGAUUCUAAAAAGAGACCUACUAUUGAGCCCAUUCAUGGCCCUACUUCCAAGAUGAUCAAGUUUUCUGAGUCGAAGGGGGAAUUUGGUGGAAAGAACAAUUCGUAUGUAUCAUCAUUGUUCACAUCCAAUCAGAGCAGUUCACAGUUAAAGGUGACGAAAGAAUCAGACGAAAAAACAUAUUUACCAUCUAAUGCUCCUGUUGAAGAUGCAUCUACUUUUGAAGGGUUGGGUAUCAACGAAAGACUUUCUAAGCAUUUGACAGAAACUUUACGAUUCAAAAAUCCUACCAAAGUACAAAAGUCGGUCAUCCCAACCAUGCUUUCUACAGAGAGAGAUCUUUUCAUCAAGGCUCAGACUGGUUCUGGUAAAACAUUGUCUUUCCUCUUGCCAAUUUUCCACAAGCUUAUGAUGGAAAACAAGCAUAAGAUAAACAGAGAUUCUGGUUUAUUUGCUGUGAUUCUUACCCCUACUAGAGAGUUGGCAACUCAAAUCUAUGGAGUUUUGGAAACUCUCACAAGAUGCUACCAUCACAUCGUUCCUGGUAUUGUUAUAGGAGGUGAAAAGAAGAAGUCCGAAAAGGCACGUAUCAGAAAGGGAGUUAAUAUCUUGGUAGGAACUCCUGGAAGAUUGGCUGACCACAUGGAAAAUACCGAAUCUUUGGAUAUCAGCCAGUUAAGGUGGCUCAUUCUAGAUGAAGGUGAUAAGUUGGUUGAAUUGGGCUUUGAAGAGACUAUAACCAAGAUCACCAACUUGAUUACAAGAAACUCUCAGAUCAUGGAGUCGAUGCAUAAAUGGCAGGGAUUGCCUGUUAGAAGAAUCAACUUGUUGUGUUCCGCGACGAUGCAGAAUAACGUGGAAAAGUUGGGUAGUAUUAUCUUGAACAACCCAGAAAUGAUCAGUGACGGCUCUUCUUCUGGAAAGCACUCAGAAGAGGUGACUGCACCAGACCAGUUGAUCCAAAACGUAGUCGUGGUACCUCCAAAGCUAAGACUCGUUACCUUAAGUGCUAUCCUCAAGAAGAUUUCAUCAGAUAUGAGUGGAACUAACAACUCCACAAGAACUAUUGUCUUUUUCUCGUGUUCUGACUCUGUCAAUUUCCAUUUCGAUGUGUUCACUAGAGGCGGAAAUACCUUCAAGAAGGUCAAAAAUGAUGAGUCUGGAAAAUUAGAAACUGUAGAAGUAGAAAAUGACACUCCUUUGAUUGGACAAGGCACUGCCGUCUAUAAGCUUCAUGGCUCAUUAUCGCAACAGACUCGUACUUCUACCUUGCAGGCAUUUAUUAAGGACAGUAAGUCGAAUCAUUCUAUUCUUUUCUGUACUGAUGUAGCAUCGCGUGGAUUGGAUCUACCAAAUAUUGCAUCCGUUAUUGAAUACGAUCCUCCAUUUACAAUUGAUGAUCAUUUGCAUAGAAUUGGUAGAUCGGCCAGAGUUGGUAAGGAGGGUACAGCUACGUUGUUCUUGUUGCCUGGCAACGAAGAAGGAUAUGUAGAUGGUAAAUUGCAAGUAGUUCAUCCUAAGGAAGGUAACUUGAGAAUUGUAAAUUACGAGAACUACUUGAAAGAUGGCUUCUCUGCCAAGUCUAACAACGAAGAUACCAAGAAGAAAUCCAAGGACCCUAAGAGCAGAGAAGGAAAGUGGGAUAUUCAUGCCACCACAUGGCAUCUUGACAUUGAAAGAUGGUUGUUGGAGGAUUCUGGCGCCCACGACAAGGCAGUGCAAGCUUUCACGUCGCAUAUCAGAGCAUAUGCUACCCACUUGUCGUCAGAGAGAAACUAUUUCAAUGUCAAAUUGUUGCAUUUGGGCCAUUUGGCUAAAAGUUUCGGUUUAAGAGAAACACCAAAGAAGUUGGGUAAAUCUGUUGAAUCCAACAGUGGCAUCCAGGGAGCAUCCAAGAAGACCAAGAAGGAGGAUCCCAGAAAGAAAAUGUUGAGAAUGGCAAAGAUGGCUCUCAAGUCCAACAGUGAUGAAUUUAACUACUCAUAG
This is a messenger RNA of Scheffersomyces stipitis CBS 6054, 2202 nucleotides long. RefSeq names its product putative ATP-dependent RNA helicase (gene DBP7). Gene Ontology annotation, biological process: ribosome biogenesis. The record is from RefSeq and is a predicted model, not a curated record. The coding region runs from base 1 to 2202 and encodes 733 amino acids. Gene Ontology annotation, cellular component: nucleus. NCBI's taxonomy places the organism in Eukaryota, Fungi, Ascomycota, Pichiomycetes, Serinales, Debaryomycetaceae. Gene Ontology annotation, molecular function: ATP binding; RNA helicase activity; nucleic acid binding. The transcript is spliced from 4 exons.